Molecule: messenger RNA, 1780 nt
Organism: Drosophila grimshawi
Lineage: Eukaryota; Metazoa; Arthropoda; Insecta; Diptera; Drosophilidae
Exons: 5
Coding region: 167-1003 (278 amino acids)
Source: RefSeq, a predicted model, not a curated record
ACGCAGUGUUCAACAAGUAGUAGGAGCAACAGUUGCCAGUCGACCAUCCGCUGAAUACGGAUUCAGAACUGCAUCGGAAAAUAGAAAGCGACCCGACGCGAAAGGACGCCAAGGAGCUCGCUAAUCCCGAGGACAACAGUCAAGUCACACACACAUAAGAGCGAACAUGAAGCCAGACAUAUUAACGCUAUGCAUGCUGGCCAUGAUGAUCUUGGCCAGUACGCGUCACGCUAUUGGCUUUUUGACAUCCCAGACGUCAACGGGGGUUUCACCAAAUGAUGGCCAUGGAAUCGCUUCAGCUGCGGAAAAGCAACGUUUACGUGGAGUAGGAGGAGUGUUUGUAGGCGGUGUUGAUGACGAAGGCACAGUGACUCAACUGCGAAGACACUUGGAUGCGCAGCAACGUAACGUUUACGAUCCUGGCGAUGAUCUUCUGCAUGCUCUGAAUGCGGAGUUGGGCCAGGAGCUGGCCCUGUCGCGGGAGGAGCCAGACUAUGCGAAUGACGUCUACAAUGGGCUCGAGGUGGCCAACAAGUUUGAUAUGCUCAAAAGGCUCGAGGAUGAUUUGCGCGCCGAGCAGGAAUUAGUCGACAAGUCUGCUAUGCUCAUGAAAAUGCUCGAGGACCCAUCGUUGGAUACGCUGCCGCUUGUCUAUGUGGAGGAGGAAGAUCCGGCAGGCGCAGCUGCUGCUGAGGACUAUCCGGACUUGGAGAGUGGCAUACAAAGUCUGAUACUUGGCCCAAAUAAGUCAAAGCGGUCGCGUUACUAUCGUCGCUAUCCCUGGAAACGUCAUAACCGAAACCGCGGUUCUUACGUGAAUUCUAUCAACAGCAAAUAUGAACCGGAACUGCGCUACGCCUGCACACCCAGCAAGGAGGAUAUAUUCAAGCUUCUGGUCAAUCUGCACGAGAAUCGAAAGGGCAAUCACAGCAAGACGGUCAACUUUUGCAAUCGCAAGCGACCCGCCAAGGCUGUUUUUACCAAUAUACGAUUCCUGGGCUAGAUCUGGAUAGUUAUUGCAAGCACACAGAUAUGGACAACACACACGCAAACACACACACACACUAACAAUGACAAGGACAUAAACGCACACACACACACAUAUGUAUACCAAGCAUCAAUUGUAAAUUGCUGACAAAAAGCCAAGCGAGAAGCGAGAAACUGGAAAAUAACAAGCACUAACAAUAAGCCUAACUUAACUAACUAAACUCAUGCACUUAUUUUAGAUACUUCCCUUAAAUCUACCACCCAUCCACUCCCCCCAUCCUUUUCCUCCCCCGCUGCCCCAGCAUAUCUUCGAGCACCGAGUUCUGCAGUAAUUCGCAUUUUCCUAACUAAGCUAGCCAAUUUACCAGCAACUAUUUGCCCAACUCCAGUGUUGGACAAUUACAACAAAUUUUAUGUCUCUUAAUGUGUUGUAUAUACAUACUAAUCGUAUUGAAAAGUUUUAGUAGCUUAUGCAAUUAUCAAGUUAAUCCACAUUCCAGUAGCUGUUUCAGACAUGUCAUAUCAUUAGAACGCGUCAAUCGGUGUCGGUAGUUGAGUAUUAUAAUGAAUAUAUAUUUCUAAAAAUAUAUACAUAAUCUAACCUAGAAAUUGGGCCAAUGCGUUGCCUGAGUUGAGCCUAAUUUUAAAUGAAUAUGAAAUAUGUAUGUAUGGAUUCAAAAUUAAUGUGUAUAUAUGUACAUGUAUACUUAACAAAUAAUUCUUAAUAUUAUGUGCUAUCUGUGUAUGAAGAAUCAGGAGAUAUAAUUGCCAAUAAACAUAUGAAAUAUAUAAC